This is a messenger RNA of Cydia amplana, 1307 nucleotides long. RefSeq lists its product as uncharacterized. Gene Ontology annotation, biological process: cilium assembly. Lineage: Eukaryota; Metazoa; Arthropoda; Insecta; Lepidoptera; Tortricidae. The record is from RefSeq and is a predicted model, not a curated record. The transcript is spliced from 9 exons. Gene Ontology annotation, cellular component: ciliary basal body; axoneme. Bases 49 to 1263 code for a protein of 404 amino acids.
AUUGUGUUUUUGAUUGUUUAUUUAGAAUAAUUACUUAUCAGUAUAUUAAUGAUGGCUCGUAUGAGCGUGUGUCAUUCCAGUCGUUCCAUAAUAAGCCACCGGGGGUUUAACUAUAUGAAUGAGGCCGAGGAACUGACGGACGCCGACCUGAUAAAAGCCGUCAACGAACUAAAACAGCAGAUCAAAAUAACUAAUUUGGAGAACGACAUUCUUGAGAGGACUAUUAUGAGAUUGGACCCGACCCUGAUGAACAACAUCCAACAAGCCAUCGACUACGCCAGCAAGCUGGCCAGCUCACCCUCCAUCGGGGGCAGUUUCAUGAGGUCCCAGACCUCCAAGUUUGACUUCAGCCAGUCCAAGAUCCUUUCCAGCCCUUCCAGGGCUUCAACCAGAAGAGUGGAAUCAUCAGCCAAGAUAGGAGGGACGACGGUAUUCGGAACCGGCACCAGGAUCAACGUCAUGGCUCGCUCGGAGCUCGUCAACACUGAGAUGGAGACUCUGAUGCAGAAGCUGCUCAAUACUAGGAAGAAAGCUGCGAAACAACACGCAAUGCUGAAAGCUCAGUUGGAAGAGAUUGAAUUGAGGGUAGAAGAUAUUGAGAAGGCGAGUGCAGCGUUCAACCAAGAAGUCAUCGUGGACGGAUGGGACAAGCUGGCACAGCGGAUCCCCGCUGAAAUCUGGAUAAGGUACAUGACAGAGUGUAUGAAGAUAAGCGACAGCCAGAUAGGCAAGCUUCGCCUCCGAACCAGCACCCUUAACACACAGUACGCCAAGUUCAAAGGCCAGAUCAAAGUCAAAGCCGAGUUGAACGACAAGCUCAGGCCUGUGGACUUUGAUAAGAUUAAAAUUGAGAAUCAGGAAGCGUUGGCGAUUAUAGACCAGAAGAGUAACCAGUUGGAGGAACUGAAAAAGAUGACCGGAGAGGCGAAUCUCAACCUGACGGUGCACAAAAAAGCGAUGUGGGCGCAAAACUCGUAUUUGGCCACGCUAAUAGACACUAUCAAAACAAAAGAGCGGCAGGCGAAAGUUAUUGAUAAAGAGAGAGACGUUAUACAAGUACAGGCUGAUGAUUUAGCUGCCAGAUUGACGGAGGUGAAAAAAGUACGAAUCGCGUAUGAGGUCCCCGAUAUAAUGGACUACGUGGCCGUGAAGGCGGCCCUGGGAGACCUGCAGAAGGGCACCAAACUGCUGGAAAAUAGGCUCCGGAUCCAGCACAUCGCACUCAACUCCCUCCAGAGCAAACUGCGGAUCAUGAACGCUUAGGGUUCGUUACAGUAUUUGUAUAUUAAAAUCGUUUUAACCUUUUA